Schizosaccharomyces octosporus yFS286 is the source of this 3716-nucleotide messenger RNA. RefSeq names its product condensin complex subunit Cut14. Gene Ontology annotation, molecular function: ATP binding; protein binding; ATP hydrolysis activity. Gene Ontology annotation, cellular component: chromosome. NCBI's taxonomy places the organism in Eukaryota, Fungi, Ascomycota, Schizosaccharomycetes, Schizosaccharomycetales, Schizosaccharomycetaceae. The coding region runs from base 100 to 3621 and encodes 1173 amino acids. The record is from RefSeq and is a predicted model, not a curated record. Gene Ontology annotation, biological process: chromosome organization. The transcript has 3 exons.
CAGACGCGAAACGUAAACAAUAAACUGCAAUCGUUCUUUUUGGGGAUGGCCCAACUUAAAUAUAAUAAUUCUGUUGAAGAUUAUUAGAAUAUCACAGAAAUGAAAAUUGAAGAACUUAUUAUUGAUGGAUUCAAGUCAUAUGCGGUGCGAACCGUAAUUAGCAAUUGGGAUGAUCAAUUUAAUGCCAUUACGGGACUUAAUGGUUCGGGUAAAAGCAAUAUUUUGGAUGCCAUUUGCUUUGUCCUUGGAUUGACAAAUAUGAGCACUGUUCGUGCUCAGAAUUUGCAGGAUCUUAUUUAUAAACGAGGUCAAGCUGGUAUAACAAAAGCAAGCGUAACAAUUGUGUUCAAUAACCGAAAUGCAUCCGCAUGUCCCAUCGGUUUCGAGGAUCAUCCCCAGGUCAGCGUUACCAGACAGGUUAUUAUGGGUGGUACAAGCAAAUAUUUAAUCAAUGGCCAUCGUGCUCUACAGCAAAAUGUGCAAAAUUUGUUUCAAUCCGUUCAGUUAAAUAUUAAUAACCCAAACUUUUUAAUUAUGCAAGGACGGAUUACGAAAGUGUUAAACAUGAAGUCUACUGAAAUUCUGUCUAUGAUUGAGGAGGCUUCUGGAACAAGGAUGUUUGAAGAGCGAAAAGAAAAGGCAUUUCGUACAAUGCAAAGAAAAGAAGCUAAAGUUGAGGAGAUUAAUACUCUAUUGCGUGAAGAAAUCGAACCUCGACUUGCUAAAUUAAGAUCUGAGAAGAAAACAUUCUUGGAGUAUCAACAGGUGUACAAUGACAUAGAAAGAUUAAGCCAGAUUUGCGUAGCCUUUGAUUAUCAUAAUUUAUCAAUAAAGCUGGAGCAUCUAGAGAAGCAAGUUUUUCAAAAACAAAAUGGCAUUGCUGAAACUGAAUCCUCCAUCGCAAAAUCUAAAGAGGAAAUCAAGGUUUUGGAGAAGCAUAUUAAGGACUUAGAGAAAAUUUGCUCUACUCAGAUGAGUGCUUCGUCGGAAUACGCUUCCUUGGAUAACCAACUACAGGCAGCAACUGAGAAAAUUACCCGUCUUAGCACAUCAAUAGAAAUUAAGCAAUCCUCUAUGCAAGAAGAGAUAAAGAAUCUUAAAAGUCUUAAAGAAAAGCGUGCGGCAGCUGAUUCCUUGCGUGACAAGAAAGAAAAAAAUUUCGAAAAAUCGCGUUUACUGUAUGAGCAAAAAAAUCGGGAAUAUCAGCAAACUUUGACUGCUGUCAAAUCUCAAGAAGAAUUAAUUUCUUCUUUAAGUACUGGUCUCUCUUCUAGCGAAGGUCACGAAAUUGGAUACUCUAAAAAGCUACAUGAGGCUAGAGAUGAAUUAAACCAGUUGAAUGCCGAAAAAGAGAUUGAGCGUAUGAAGCUUAAAAACCUUUCCAAAAGAAUUUCUGAAUUGGAACCGAGAAGAACAGAGGCAAAUAAACGCCAGCAGCAAAUAGAGAAACAAGUUGCUCAAUUGCAGCAAGAUGUAACCAAAAUAGAAUCUCGCCUAGAAAGUGGCGUUCAGGAUUCCACAAAAGAAAAGAUUUUGCGACAAAAUGUAGAUCAGCUACGUAAAGAAAGAGAACAGCUUUCUGAUGAAGUUGAUACCCUUCAUAGUCGAUUGGCGUACUUAGACUUUAGGUACACCGAUCCUGUUCCGAAAUUUGACCGUUCAAAAGUUAAGGGAUUAAUUGCACAGCUUUUUAAUCUCAGUAAGGAGAAUUAUGAUAAACAAACGGCUUUGGAGAUUACCGCAGGUGGUCGCUUAUACAAUGUCGUCGUUGAGAAUGAAAGGGUAGGUGCACAACUCUUGCAAAAUGGAAAUCUAAAAAAACGUGUAACUAUGAUUCCUUUAAAUAAAAUUUCCAGCUUUGUUGCCUCUUCGGAACGCGUCGGCGCUGCCAAACAUAUUUCAAACAACCGAGCUUCUUUAGCUUUAGAGUUAAUUGGUUACGAAGAUGAACUGUUACCAGCCAUGCAAUAUGUCUUCGGUGCUAGUCUUAUUUGUGAUGAUCCAGAUGUUGCUAAGAAAGUUACGUUUCAUCCAAGCGUUCGUUUGAAAAGUGUGACUACCGAUGGAGAUGUUUAUGACCCUUCUGGUAUAUUGACAGGUGGGUCGGUAAACAAAACCGCCGGUCCUCUCCUCCAAUUACAAAAACUUCGAGAAGUAUCUGAAAAGUUGAAGAAAAUAGAAAAUGAGUAUUCAACUUUGAAGCAUGAACUGGGACAAGUCAUUGCUGGGAAUGCUCAAUUUCAUCGGCUUGAACAAGAACUUCAACUGAAACGACACGAGCUAUCAUUGAUGGAGGAACAAAAAGUAAACGAUCCCUUAUGUCGUCUUCUUAUUGAAUAUCAUAAUUGUAAAGAAGAGCUUUCCGUUUUACGCCAAAGAAUGCCGAAUCUCGAUGAGCGUAUACGAGAGAACGAAACAUCAAUAAAGAAAAUCGAGAGAGACAUGUUUGAGUGGAAAAAUAAUAAAGGCUCGAAAAUGACUGAGCUUCACAGUGAGUUGACUAAGUUAAAGGAGAAGCUGCUUUCCAGCACCAAAGAUGUUGAGGAGGUUGAAAAUGAGCUAAACAGUGCCAAGUUAGAUCGGGAAAGCUUCACCUCCGAAAUACUUCGCUUCAAUGAUAAUGCUUCAUCUUUUGAAACUAGCAUUUCUCAUUUGAAAGAGGAACUGAGCGAAUUAGAAUUAAACUUGAAUGACGAACAAAGACGUCGUAAGUCACUGACUGAAAAGCUUGAACAGGAAACUCGGCGGUAUUCUGGGAUUAAUAACGAAUUGAAUAAUUUAAAGACUAAGCUAAAAGUCAUAGAUUCUUCCGUCAAUGAUCAACAACUACUUAGUCAAAAGCUUAAACAUGAGCAUGACCGGUUGGAACGUGAAAAAAAUGUUGCAGAGGUAGCAUUGAGACAAUUAGACAAGGAACAUUCCUGGAUUCAAGAUCGGAAACAAACUUUUGGUCAAGAAGCUACUAUGUUUGAUUUUCGCGCUCAAAAUAUACGACAAUGUAAAGAACAAUUGGCUUCUUUAAAACCCAAGUUUGCCAGUAUGAGGAAGACAAUUAAUCCAAAAGUAAUGGAUAUGAUAGAUGGAGUUGAGAAGAGAGAAGCAAAACUGAAAGCCAUGAUAAGAACUAUACACCGGGAUAAGCGCAAAAUCCAAGAAACUGUCUAUAGCAUUGAUAAAUUCAAAAAGCAGGCUUUGGAAAAAACUUGGAUUGAAGUUAACGCAGCUUUUGGCGAAAUAUUUGACGAACUUUUACCCGGAAAUAGUGCUGAACUUCAACCACCCGAAGGAAAAGAAUUUACUAGUGGAUUAGAAAUCCGCGUACGAAUUGGCUCAAUAUGGAAAGACAGUUUGGCUGAACUUAGUGGUGGACAACGAUCUUUGGUUGCUUUGGCACUUAUUAUGUCAUUGUUGAAAUAUAAGCCCGCUCCUAUGUAUAUUCUUGAUGAAAUUGAUGCGGCACUAGACUUGAGUCAUACCCAAAAUAUUGGACGCUUAAUAAAAACUAAGUUUAAAGGAUCACAAUUUAUUAUCGUCAGUUUAAAAGAAGGAAUGUUUACCAAUGCUAAUCGAUUAUUUCAUGUACGAUUUAUGGAUGGGAAUUCAGUUGUACAAACAAGGUAGGGAACAUCCAGUAUCUUGUUUACUUUUUGUUUAAAUGGAGUUUGAUCAAUUAUUUCUGUAUAUUUAGUUAAUAAAAUCGCGACAGCUAGCUCUCA